UUGGACUUUGCGUCACCUUAGCCACGCCCACGAUUGUUUUACCCAAUAGGAUGCGAGGGCUGUCUAUUGACGGUCGCCUGUCAACAACUGGUCGGCGAGGAAGCAAAAGUGACAUUUGCAACAGUAUACAAUUUAUUUUUCUACCAACCCCGCGUCUUUAUUUCGCUAUUUGUGGUAAUACGCAGAAAAAGUAAUGUCCUGACGCGAGUUAGCCAGUUGGCUAGUUCCGAGCUAGCUACUACGUAGCUGGCUUUGCUGUUGUAAGGACGAUCUGCAGUCAAGUGUGGUGGCGUGGCCAGCCAUUAAAACUAUCCAUCUUCUCUAAACGAGUCCAGGUAUUCUGCUUCCUCCUGAGAGGUCUUUCCAAUAGAACAGCCUGCCAUGGAUCCUUUUGACAGUAACAAUUCAGAGCGAGCCAGCCUGCCAAGGAACAUGAUUGAGAAUAGCAUGUUUGAAGAGGAGCCUGACAUUGUGGAUCUGGCCAAAGACUCCACAGCAUAUCCGACAUUUCCAACUCUUGACCCAGAUGAGGUGGUGUAUGAGCCUCGCAGCUCUCGCCUGCUGGUGCGAGGCCUGGGUGAGAAUGAUGUGGAUGACGAUGAGGAGGACUGUGAAUCGUCAGCCCGACUACUAGGCAUGUCUUUCAUGAAUCGCAGCUCUGCCCAGAGAUCUAACUCCUCCCCUUAUGCCAGACAGACUGCACCCAGAUCUUGUUCACCUCCCUCAGCCCGCACCACAGUUGUUUGUGUGUUAUUUCUGGUAAUAGUGGCCUCCAUGACCAUGGUAUUGUACUUUUUGCCUGGGUGCACCUUUACUAAGAAGGGUUGCCCAAAACCAGAUAACAAGACGUCUAAUGGCACUGAUGGCGAACUCUUCCCCUGGGCACAAUUUCAGCUUCCUCGCAGCAUAAGUCCUCUCAGCUAUGACCUCACCUUGAGCCCUGACUUCGACAACAUGGCUUUUACUGGCCACGCUGUCAUUAACAUGUCAGUACUUCACAACACCAAACGCAUUGUCUUGCACAGUGCUAAUCUCAACAUUACCAAAGCUACUUUCAAGCUUGGUGACGGGGACGCCAGUGAAGUUGCUAUUCUCGAAUACAAACCCAGACAACAGAUUGCUGUUAAGUUCUCUGAAGACCUGAAGGCAGGACAGAACUGUGUGCUGACUCUGGAUUACACUGCUGACCUAUCACACGCCUAUAAUGGUUUCUACAACAGUUCCUACACUGAUGAAGUUGGUCACAAAAGGGUUCUAGCAGCUACCCAAUUCGAGCCACUCUAUGCUCGGAUGGCCUUCCCUUGCUUUGAUGAGCCAUCAUUCAAAGCCACUUUUAAGGUUAAAAUCAACAGGAAACCAGAAUACAUGGCCCUCUCCAAUAUGCCCAAGGUGAAGACAACGUCCCUUGCCAAUGGCUUGAUGCAGGACGAAUUUGCAAAGACCAAAGUCAAAAUGAGCACCUACUUGGUAGCAUUCAUUGUUGGUAACUUCACCCCCACCAGCAAAAACGUCUCUGACAUUUUGGUGUCCGUGUACAGUGUUCCAGAGAAGAAGAAUCACACGGACUACGCUCUAGACACAGCAUCCAAACUACUGGAGUUUUACAACGACUUCUUUGAUAUUAAAUAUCCUCUUCAGAAACUAGACUUGGUAGGCAUUCCAGACUUUUUGGCAGGAGCCAUGGAGAACUGGGGUCUGAUCACCUUUAGAGAGACCACCCUGCUGGUGGGGACAAAAUCCUCUCCUCUGGAAAAACAAGUUGUUGCUUCGGUCAUCGCUCAUGAGCUGGCUCAUCAGUGGUUUGGAAACUUGGUCACAAUGAGCUGGUGGAGUGACCUUUGGCUCAAUGAAGGCUUUGCCACCUACAUGCAGUAUAUGUCACUGCAGACAGUGCUCCCACAGCUGGACAUUGGCAACUUGUUCUUAGCAAUGAGGUUCCGUGCCAUGGACAAAGAUGCACUCAACUCCUCCCACGCCGUGUCUACUGAAGUCAACACAGCAGAGCAGGUGGAAGAGAUGUUUGACUCGGUCUCCUAUGAGAAGGGGGCGUCCAUUCUUCUGAUGUUGAACGCCUCCUUGCCAGGUGAUCAGCAGUUCAGAAAAGGUAUCAUUCAGUAUCUGAAACAGUUCAGUGGAUUAAACACAGACACCGAUGACCUCUGGAACAGUCUUACAGAGGUUGAAGUCCCAAAUCAGCAUCCCAAUGUGUCAGAGAUGAUGAGGUCAUGGACAUACCAGAAAGGCUUCCCAUUGGUCACUGUGUCCCGCAAGGGGGAUCAAGUGACCUUAACACAGGAGCACUUCCUGCUCAAGUCGGACAACACCUCACACUCCUCCAGCAUGUGGACUGUUCCAGUGACGUAUGUGAAUGACAGCUGUAGUUUGUCUCCGGAGUGUGCACAGUUGUUCACUCUGAGUACCAAGUCAGGGACUCUUAAGGUGCCAGAAAGUGUGAAGUGGUUGAAGCUGAACUACAGGAACACAGGCUUCUAUAUUGUCGACUAUGGAGACGAAGGCUGGGGUGCUCUGAGAGACGCUCUGUCUAACAACUUCGAAGUUCUUACACAGGAGGACCGUGCCUCUCUGAUACACAACAUCUUCUCUCUCUCCAAACUGGGACGUGUGUCCUUCCGUCAAGUCCUCAGCCUCCUAAACUACAUGCCCAAUGAAACUGAGACGACUCCUGUGAGAGAGGCCUUGCUGCAGCUCAACAACGUUUACCAUCUGCUCCACAAACGAUACGAACAAGGCCUUGUCACUCGCAUGAAGUUGUACAUUCUGAAUCACUUUGGUGCGCUGAUGGAGAACCAAACAUGGACCAAGGAAGAGAGUGUGUCCAAGCAGGAGUUGCGUUCAGCCCUCCUGGAGACAGCUUGUUAUCUGGGUGAAGAAAAAUGCAUGCAGCAAGCCAAAAAGCAGUUUAAGAAGUAUGUCGACUCCAAUGGAACCACCCAGAUCCCAGGCGAUCUGCAGCGAGUUGUAUUCAGUGUGGCUGCUCAGUCCGUUGACGACUGGGGAACACUGCUCACCAUGUAUCAGUAUGCCACCUAUGACUCAGAGAAGGAGAAGAUGCUACAAGGAUUAGCUUCCACUCAGGACACACCCAGUAUUAUAUGGCUUCUCAGUGCAGGCUUGAAGGGCAACAUCAUUCCGACACAGGAGCUUCCGUUAGUCAUCAGCACUGUCUGCAGAAGCUUUGCUGGCAACUUGUUUGCUUGGGAUUUCAUUCAGGAGAACUGGAACCAGCUCAUAGAAAAGUUUCCAGUAGGUUCCUUUGCCAUCCAAAGAAUAAUCAAGUCUGCCACUUCUCAGUUCUCCACACAGUCUCAUCUUAAUCAGGUGCAGAGUUUCUUGUCCAGCCUGAAGGAACGCGGCUCUCAGUUGCGGAGCGUGCAGGAAGCGUUGGAAACCAUCCGACUGAACCAGCGCUGGAUGGAGAGAAACCUUCCUUCGUUUCAUAAAUGGCUGUAAGGCAGGCACAACCUCCAUUUUCCUCUCCACUCCUGCCCGCAUUUAACGUGGCCCACUGGCGCACGUUGUCAAGACAACUUUUUGCACUAUUGUCCUAGCUCUGUUUAACCAGGUCUGAGUACGAGUCAGUGUUCGAGCUGGCUGGACCGGGUGAUCUUCUCAUGUAUUGCUCCUGUGAGAUGUUAGCAAGCUCAGGACGGCUCUGAUUGUAUCUGACAGCGUGAUGUCAGGUCUAAACACUCCUCACACUUGAAGCUGUCAACCAAACCUUACAACAGACAAUCGUGCUGUCCAAUUUGCUUUACAGACACUUGUCUCCAUCAGCCUUUUUCCAGCCAUUGCAUGAGCUGGUCAAGCUCUGCUCCUAAAAGUAAUAUGAAGAAUGACAACGUUACAGUAUUUUCUGCCCAUAAGACCUGGACUGUCUCUUUGCUUUAAUAUAUUGACUCUGCUGUCAGGGAUUCCUCAUGGGCUUGCUGCCUAACUGAGAAUUGUUUCCUCAUGGUAAAAUCUACAGUAUCAAGAUCAGCCUGUAAUUAUGCAUUCUGUAUAUUCAUGGAACCUGGAGCAUCUGUUGUCAUUACUAAGAUAGACGUUGGCUGAAUGUGCAGGGGAAAAAAAACUUCCCACUAUGUACAGUAGAUGGCGCAGUACACCACAUUGACUUCAUUGUUUCCAUUUCUCUCCAAAUCCUGGUUUGAUAUAUUUUAAGAGCAGUGAUCACUCCGUUCAUUCUUGUAGUUCCCAUAGUUGUAAUGUAAAAAUAUUUGACUCCACAACAGCAGUUUGGACAUGCUGUUUUAUCUUAACACAUUUGACGUGACUCAACCUGCCUUUAGCCUUCGCUUGUGUACAUAGAAUGUAAAGAGGGCAUUUAUCGCGAGAAUUUGAUUCAGGCUCUUGGCCAAACACCUUUUACUGUGUUUCUUGGAUGCAUACCACCGCUGGGAGGUCGCUUGCUGAGGAAUUGUUUGUUUAAGGGCUAAGAAUGUUUAUAUGGUUUAUGUGACCUCAUCUUGAUACAAAGGUUUAAAGUUACUCCAGCUCCAGAGUAUAGAGCUGUCUGGCUAUUUGUUAUCUUUACUUGACCCCCAGCACACCCACACCCCGUUUUGUUGGUUCCCAAAUGUAUUAGUGACAGAUGUACAGAUAAUCAUUUUUAUCAUACACAUUUAACAUCUUCUCACAGUACAGGAGUUACCAUGUAUGUUCCAGGUUACCGUGUUCCAUUUAAAAGCACAGCGUAUCCAAUUUAAUAUGCACCUUUUGUGCAUUUUUUUAGUCUCUAGUGACAGUGUAAAAACAGUCACUGCAAUGAUGUGGAAUGAGACAGGAGAUGAGAUAACAUCAUGAGGCGUAAACCUUGCAGAAGCUCUGACAAAGUGCAGCUAUGCUGAAGAUACACAUCACGUCACGGGACUCAAUCAUCAGCACAUCAUCUGAAUGUUUCUGAUGAACCGAGCAGGGUUUGCACCCGUCGUGAAAAGCAUUCACACAAUGAUGCUUUGUUGAAAUUAAGAAAACACUGAGAAAUUGUUGUUGUUGUUGUAUGAGGUGUUUUGUGAGGGUUAAAGUUCCCUGGGGGAGCUAUAUCUGUGUGUGGCUCAGGGCGCACAGUGUUGUCUCACACUGGUUCCCAUCCCUAAACUGCUCCUGCGCCCUCUAGCCUUGAACACCCUGAGACACAUUUACAAACAUGUCAUUCAUUGUAAGUGCGUCCCACUUUCUUUUUAUUAUUAAAAUGUACACUUGGGCAUGCACAAUCUAAUUAGAUCCAAUAAGAGCCAAAUGAAAAAUUGUGCUUUUUGGAUGACAAUGCUCAAUUUUGACAGACUGACACUGUCAGAGAAUGUAUGUAUGGUUGUUAUCUGCAUGCAGUACACGAUGCUGCCACAGAGUAAAAAUUAAUCACAGAUUAUCGUCAGAUAGCAUGCAAAAAUUACACAGAUUCCAAAAAUGAAAUGCUAUCAAUAACAGUAAUAAAUAUUAUAAUAAUAAACUUUUUAUAUAGCGUCUUUUACCAGACAUAGUACUUGAAGUACUUUUCUGGCAUCAUUUCAGCUGUUGAUAUUCUAGCAGAAAAAGGCCAUUCAUGAUUCCCAUAAGGGUUGGGGCUGAGAUAAAUAAUAAUACUCCUGAUUGCUCACCUUUCGACAUACACAUAGCAAAGAAAUGUUAAUGUGCGGCUGGCAGCAUCGAUAGAGUAUGUAGAAAAUCAAACAUUCAUAUAUAUUCAUUUGUCUGUGGCAGUCCAAUGUAAAUCUAGCAUUGUGGUGCUGUUGUAAAUGCUGUUUGCAGGAUUAAACUACAAAACCUAUUUCCAUUUAACUUUUUCAAACAUGUUGGUACAAUAUUUUUUUUUCACUUUUCACAGUUGCAGUCUGUUUGCAUUGGGGCAAUAGCCUGUCGGAUGCGUUGAACUAAAUUAAACUAAAGCCACAGUAACCGUUUUUCACAGAGAUCUUGCAAAAUAGACAAAUGAUACUACUGGGAUACUACUACAAAUGUUUGCUUUUAUACGCAGAAUCCCCCAGUCCGUCAUUUGAUAGGUGCGAUGAGGUCAGCACCAAUGUGUGGUUUGGUGAACAAAGCGCUUGUCAGACAUACUGUAUAAACUACAGGGUUGUAGAAGGCAAGUGUUGGCAUUCUUCUCGUCUAUGCCUCCUUAAUGAGUUUGUCACUGGGACAGAAAGCAUACUGUACACUAUGUCAUGAGCUCAAAUUGAUCAAGACAUAUUGGGGAGAAGAAUGUUCACAGAUUUGAGAAUGUGUUUCAGAAGCAUUUAACAAAAAAGUGCAUCUCUUUUAUUGUAGGAGCUUUAUCAGAGGCUCUUAUCUUACGAUUCAUCAGCAGCCAUUGAAUCAUCGAGGAACAUGACAUGUGCAACGAUCAGUAAUGAUGUCCUUUUUUUGCGUUGGGAUUAAAUGAUUUCUAUAUUUCAUUUUGGGGUGAGGUUGUGUGAACAAAUAAAGUUUUCUUUAUCUGGA
This is a messenger RNA of Dunckerocampus dactyliophorus (ringed pipefish), 6459 nucleotides long. It is a transcript of the gene lnpep, whose product is annotated as leucyl/cystinyl aminopeptidase. The transcript has 22 exons. Gene Ontology annotation, cellular component: cytoplasm. The coding region runs from base 382 to 3471 and encodes 1029 amino acids. Gene Ontology annotation, molecular function: peptide binding; metalloaminopeptidase activity; zinc ion binding. Gene Ontology annotation, biological process: peptide catabolic process; proteolysis. Lineage: Eukaryota; Metazoa; Chordata; Actinopteri; Syngnathiformes; Syngnathidae. The record is from RefSeq and is a predicted model, not a curated record.